This is a messenger RNA of Adelges cooleyi (spruce gall adelgid), 2913 nucleotides long. RefSeq names its product exocyst complex component 4 (gene Sec8). Gene Ontology annotation, cellular component: growth cone membrane; synapse; exocyst. The record is from RefSeq and is a predicted model, not a curated record. Bases 130 to 2820 code for a protein of 896 amino acids. Gene Ontology annotation, biological process: Golgi to plasma membrane transport; chemical synaptic transmission; exocytosis. The transcript has 15 exons. NCBI's taxonomy places the organism in Eukaryota, Metazoa, Arthropoda, Insecta, Hemiptera, Adelgidae.
UCUCAUUUUUAAAAAACUAAAAACAAUUUUUUAUUUCAAAAAUCUAAACUACAACUCAUAUUAGUUUUAUAAAUAUUAUAAUAGAUAUCUUGUUUUAUGUAAUUUUAUAUUAUAAAUUAAAUAUCCAGUAUGGCUAAUCCACCGAGUAAACCACCUAGAGGUGUUAAAACUCAAAAAGAAACUAGUGGAUUAUUAAUGACCAUGAUCCGUGCGUUGUCUGCCACUGAAUCAAAUGAACACCGUGAAAUUGAAAAGACAGCUUUGGAACGAGAAUACAAACGAUGUGACCAAAAAUUGGAAGAAUUAAUCUCUAUGGAACAUCAAAAUCUUGCACGAGUAAUGCAAUUAUUCACUUCUGUGUCAAGUGCAAUAAAUAUUUCUAGGGAAAAAGUUCAAGCAGCUAAACAAAAAUUAGUCGCAUGUAAAAGCUUAUUGCGUUGUAGACGUGAUGAGUUAAGAAAAUUUUAUGUUGAAAGUAUUGAGCAGCAUCAUAUGCUUACACUUCUGUCCCAAAUUGAACAAAUUAAAGAAGUACCAUCUCAACUAAACAUGUUAGACACAAAAAAUCAAUACAUACAGUGCACUAAGUUAUUAAUGGAAACUUUAAAAAUAAGUAAUAAUGAUUUGAAGAAUAUUGAUGCUUUAAAUGAGUUAAGAAAAGAAUUAAGUUUCAAAAAACAGACUUUUUAUAAUAAAUUGCUGGAUGAAUUGAUAAAUCAUAUUUAUGUUAUUUCGCCACAAGCGGCAAAACCAUUUCGUCGUAUUGGAUCUGAUGGACAUAACUCUUCAUUUGGACAAAAUACACGGCGAUCGUUUAAAUAUAAUAUGGCCACAGUCACAACAAAGGAUAUUUUAAAUGAAACGAAUGACAAUGAAAUUGUGGAGUUUGAUACUGAAACAUUUAUUCCAAUAGCAGUAGAAUGUUUUGCUCUACUCUUAAAACUUAAUGACGCUAUUGAAAAAUUGAAAUCUACAAUGCAGACCCAACUAGUAGAGAUUGUGGAAAAAACUACUAAACAACUAUCCAUGAUAAAUCAUACUAAAAACUCAAAAGAUCAACUAGUGGCAUUAAUAAAUGGAGUUAUUUUACAAUUUUAUUCAGUAGUUGAUGCACAUCAAUUGUUUUUAACAAGCUUGGAAAAGGUUGAUCAGAAACUAUUACUAAAUGUAAAUAAAUAUGAUCUUAAAUAUGUUUGGGAGAGCAUCGAGUCUAUUGUACAAAUGUUUUUAAGCAACUACUUGGAUGUUAAUAGUCAUUCAGAUCUAGUAGUGACAUCAGCACCAAUUUUUAGUAAUAUAGAUUUAAAUGUUUUUUUUUCAAAAAGGAAACCUCAAAGGCCAAAACAAAGCCUUUUCAAGUUUUCAAAUGCUUUGGAAUGUUCUACAGAUAUAUUAGAUAGGCCUUUUACCAGUUUAUCUCAACCACAAUCAAUGAUAUGUACUCCCAGCUCAGAUAACAUUGUACACAUUUAUGAACCUCUGACAAUGUUCAUUCAACAAAUUGAACAAUCAGUAAAUACGGAUUCAUGUUCAUUGAGUUUAUGGUUAAAUGAGUACAUAAGGACUGUUUUUCUUGAUCGACAACACAGUAAAGUAGCUACUACUAUUGAAUCUAUUACAAAACAAGCAGAUGCUUGGCAUCAAAUAACAACACCCGAACAAAUGCAAGAACUUCACUCUAAAAAACCAUUAUUGUCUAGUACAGUUAAUGUGUGGGAUAAUAUUUGCGAAAUAAAAAAAUUAGUUAUUACUAUGCCAGAGUAUGCAUCACAUUUUCUUAUGGUUAUGGUUAGUGUUAGUAGAAGCUAUAAAGAAACUUGUGAUAGCUUGUUUACUUCAAUUGUAAAAUCGAAUGAUAAUACUACAAAAUUAGUUAGUAAUUUGUGGAUACAAAAAAAUGAUUUAGUUAAUUAUCUUAAAGAAUCUCAUAAUUGGGUACGGAAAGACAUAGAGAAUAAGGUUAAAAAGAGUUCAAUUGAAGAACUGAAACGUUUCUCUCUUGAAGCUGAUAUACUAUUUGGUAACUUAGAAGGUAAUGAUUUUAAGGUAUCGGGUGUUUCUGACAUCAAUCAGCUUCGAUGUUUAGCACACCUCUCAGAGAGCAUGGAAUGGUUUUCAAAAAGAUUGAAUGAGAUUUCUGGUCCCGACUCUAGCCAAUAUUUAGUUCCUAAAAUCAAAUCUCCCAACACAGAUAACAAUAAUUUACCAUUGUCCCUUAUUGAAACUCUUCAACAAUUGAGUAAUGACUAUCUAGAUAUAUCAGACAAUAUUCUUUUGUAUCUGUUCUUAGAGAUUCGAGCUCAAUGUAUAUUUUACUUAUUACCCAGUUUUGAAUCUGCGGUUGGGAAUUCUGCAGAACCAAAAGUUUUGGACCUUAAUCAGUCUAUAUCAGCUUUACAUGAAGCCAUGUUAAAUGCAAUGUCAAGUAGAAAAACCAAAUAUAUAUUUGAAGGACUCGGAGAAGUUAUGGCUAAAGGUUUAGUAAAUCAAACACGUAAUAUAGAAACUGUUGAUGAGGUGAUUAUUCGAAAAAUGGUACGCGAUGUCACAAUGCUUAAGUAUAACUUAGCUGCCAUGUUAGGUGCUUCACAAGGUGUUUUAGAAAAAACUGUUCGCUAUUAUGAGUUACUGCUCUGCACACCAAAAGAUAUUCUAGAAGAAAUAUUAGAAAAAGGAGCUAUAUUCAGUGAACUUGAAUAUAUGAAUUUAUUACAAAUUGUGCAUAGAAGUAAAAAUAAUUUUGAAGAUAAAAAUAAUUUACAGAGCGAUUUACAAAGGUUAUCAGAUAUAUUAUCACAAACUAAACAUAUUCAUUUAUAAUACAUUUAAACUGUAAAUAAUUUUAUGUUAAAUUUUAGUAUUAUAAUUUAUAAUAUACCUAAUUGUAUUGCCAAGAGAAGAUAACUAGAUAUC